AUUAAAUCCUUUAUCAAAUUGAGGUUAGUUUAAAACUUAACCUAUACCCAUUGUAUUUACGCAAUGUAAACGCGGAAAGAAAUACAUCUUUCUAUAUUUGUUCCCAAGUAUUAAGUUCGUUGUUAUUGUAAUAUUAUGACCACACAAAUGUUUAAAAAAAUUCUAUUAGAUUUUAAAUAUAACAAUAGUAAUUUUAUUAAAUGUUCUCGUUCUAUUUAUUAUGUUUCCAAUGUGCGUCUAUCUAAAAAAUUUUUUUACAAUAAUAAAAUAUUAAUAAGAUAUUUUUCAAAUAAACGAAAUUUAUCAAAUAUGAAAAAUACUUAUCGGCAAAUACAUCCAGAAAUCCUUAAAAAACCAUUAUUAUGUAAUAAGUAUAUUCCACAAACCAUAAGAAUUUCUACUAAUUCUAUCAUUAUUAAUAGUAGUAGAAAAUAUUCAAAUACAACUCCUAAAAUUAUAAAUGAAUUUGCCGCAUAUAAUAAUGGAAUUUUUCAAAUGAUUUCUGAAAGCUUACCUGUGGAAUUGGUUACAGAAGCUUUAAGAUUGAUGCAUUAUCAAACAGGUUUACCAUGGUGGGCAAGUAUCAUGCUUACUUCAAUUAUAGCAAGAACAAUUAUAAAUCUCCCAUUAAAUAUACUUGAUGUUCACACAAAAGCAAAACAAGAAAAUUUGAAAUUUGAAUUGAAGGAAAUUGCAGAAAAAAUACAAAAUAAAGUGCAAAGGGAAGUAAUAUCUUUAAAACUAUCUCCAUAUCGUGCACGUUAUCUUUUUACACGUGAUUUUAAUAAGGAACAAAAACAAUUAUACAUAAAAAAUAAUUGUCAUCCAUUUAAAAGUGUUGCUAUAAUAUUAUUACAAGCACCAAUAUGGAUAAGUUUUUCGGUUGCAAUAAGAAAUAUAUGUUAUAUGUUGCCUCAAGUUUUAAAAAUUUUAUUGUUAGCUACUGUCCAAGAUUUUAAGGAAUUAACUACUGGUGGUUUUGGAUGGAUACAAAAUCUCAUAGAUAUAGAUCAUUAUUUUAUAUUACCUUCUCUAUUUGGACUUUCAAACUUAGCUAUAUUAGAGAUAAAUCAAGUAUUAUUUCAUGUAAAAGAUUCAAAGUUUAGUAGAAUUUAUAAGAAUUUCUGUAGAGUACUUAUAAUUGGUUUUGUACCAUUAAUAGCAUGUUUGCCAUCGUGUUUAUCAUUGUUUUGGGUCACCAAUAAUUGCUGUGCAAUAGUAUAUAAUCUAUUGCUUCUAUCUCCAAAAGUUCGUCGAUUAGGAAAAAUACCUAAAACCGAUUCUGAACUCAGGCGUCCAUAUACGGAAUUGUAUAAACGAUUAUUAGAGAAAUUAUAUUUAAGGAAAUUUUUAGCAUAAACAUAAUGCUAAUGUAACAUAGAAAUAAAACUGAAUAUCUUUUUUCUCAUAUCGAUGUAUAAUUUAUUAAAAAAGAUAAUAAAGAAAUAAUUAUUAAAGUAUUAUUAAUAAAUAUAUUAUAAAUAUAUUAUAUUAUACGAUAUUGUAAUAUUAUAUAUUACAAUAUUAAUUGUAAGAUUUAUUUCAUCUAUGAUUGAUCCGCACCUUUGAUCCUGAUAGAACUAAGGUCGUAAAAAGUGUUUAUGUUUGAUUGUAAAAAUAAAAGAUGACAAAAAAAAUUCACUUCUGGUGAUAACGCAUUAAAUCAUAUUCAUAAGCAUUUAUGCUUAGAAGAUACGUAUAUAUAAAAUUCACUUCAUUAACAAACAACAUACUUCAACGAACGGAUUUGAAAGAAACAGAAAUCAUGGCUAAUAUCAAGUUUUUCACAUUUUUGCUGUGCAUCAUUCUCUGUGUCGAUUUCUUCUGUAAAUUAGCGACAG
This is a messenger RNA of Apis dorsata (giant honeybee), 1841 nucleotides long. RefSeq names its product cytochrome c oxidase assembly protein COX18, mitochondrial. Gene Ontology annotation, molecular function: membrane insertase activity. Lineage: Eukaryota; Metazoa; Arthropoda; Insecta; Hymenoptera; Apidae. The coding region runs from base 136 to 1359 and encodes 407 amino acids. The transcript has 6 exons. Gene Ontology annotation, biological process: protein insertion into mitochondrial inner membrane from matrix; mitochondrial respiratory chain complex IV assembly. The record is from RefSeq and is a predicted model, not a curated record. Gene Ontology annotation, cellular component: mitochondrial inner membrane.